ACUACUCAGUUCGCCACAUAAAGAGUGUUAACUGAUGAAAUUAUAAAAGACUAUAUUGUUUUUAAAUUUCACAAUAUUAUUUUUCUAUUUUGAAAAUUAAGAUGAGUAAUUGACCGAUUUCUAUAAUUUUAUUGAAUAAUUUAGUAAUUUCCUCUUUUUUUUAUCUAAAAAAUAAACUUAGGUUUUCGGUUACACUUCCGAUCUCCGUUGUCUGAUGUAGCAGUAUCUCAUUUUCGAAAUCUCCCUAGCCGCCCGCCGUCUCAGGUCGCCGUCGAGGUGCACCUUCUGCACCAACAGUUUUUUUCCAGGAUUUUUAUGCAUCAGAGUAGGUGUUUGCAAACCCAAUGUGUGGCAUACGGAGCUAAUUUGCCAUUGUAAGAGCUAGCAAUAGUAUUAGCCAAUAAUGAGCUCGCUUUUUAGAAUAAGACACUGUUUACCAAAUGGUUUGUUGUAUAGACAACCUCUUUAUGCUAGCAAUGUAGGGCUUAAUGUUAGCAAACUAAAUGUAUUUACAAGAAACCUAGGUCAAGCUGCAAGGAAAGAGGAGGAUGUAGAGGAAGUUGAAAUUGAUCAAAGAAGUCUCCCAGCUGAUUUUGAUCCUGUAACAUUUGAUCCUAAUGAGCAUCGUGGGCCUCCAUCGGAGAGAGUUUUCAGGCUUGUUGAUGAAGUGGCAUCUCUAACGCUAGCUGAAGGUGCUGAAUUGGGUCUCACUCUGAUGAAGAAAAUGGGGGUAAAAGAGAUGCCUAAUGUGGGAUUUAUGAAACCAGGAUCUGUAAAUUUGGCUGGAAUGGCAGCGAAUGCACCAACAACAGCGAAGGAGGAACUAAAGCCAGAAAAAACUGUAUUUGAAUUGAAACUGGUGUCCUAUGAAGCAGCUUCCAAAAUUAAAGUUAUCAAGGAAGUUCGCGGUUUUACUGAUUUAGGCUUGAAGGAGGCAAAGGAUUUAGUGGAAAAAGCACCUUCUAUUAUAAAGAAAGGUGUUUCAAAGGAAGAAGGAGAGCAGAUAAUAGAGAAAUUGAAAGCUCUUGGCGCAAAUGUCGUUAUGGAAUGAAGUGAUGUGUUCUGUUUUUUGGAGAACUUUUCAUCUAGUAUUAAAAAAAAUUAGAAGUUAUAUGGAAUUUAGAAAAUUUCACAUUGUUAGCCGAAUAUACUGCAAAUUUUGCUAGUAUUGUGUUUCAAGCCGUGCUCAUUUUUAGCUGCUACAUAACAUUAUCUUUUAUUUUUCUCUUGGAUGAAAUAAAAGUAUUAUUCAUGCUUCUGAAA
Messenger RNA from Cicer arietinum (chickpea), 1263 nucleotides. RefSeq lists its product as uncharacterized. The record is from RefSeq and is a predicted model, not a curated record. NCBI's taxonomy places the organism in Eukaryota, Viridiplantae, Streptophyta, Magnoliopsida, Fabales, Fabaceae. Gene Ontology annotation, molecular function: structural constituent of ribosome; mRNA binding. Gene Ontology annotation, biological process: translation. Gene Ontology annotation, cellular component: mitochondrion; ribosome.